AUGAGGUGCGAGCUCCACGUUGGAGGGAUGCGCAGAGAUAAGAAUAGAGAGGAGGGAGAGGAGGGAGAGGAGGGAGAGGAGGGAGAGGAGGGAGAGGAGGAAGAGGAGGAAGAGGAGGAAGAGGAGGAAGAGCAGGAAGAGGAGGAAGAGGAGGAGAAGAAGAAGCAGGAGAAGAAGAAGAAGAAGAAGAAGAAGAAGGAGAAGAGUAGAAGAAGAAGUAGGAGAAGGAGCAGAAGGAGGAGCAGGAGGAAGAAGAGGAGGGAGAAGAAAGAGAGAGAGAGGACAGAGAGAGGACAGAGAGUAGAGAGAAUGUAG
Aspergillus japonicus CBS 114.51 is the source of this 315-nucleotide messenger RNA. RefSeq lists its product as uncharacterized. The transcript has 2 exons. The record is from RefSeq and is a predicted model, not a curated record. Bases 1 to 315 code for a protein of 104 amino acids. NCBI's taxonomy places the organism in Eukaryota, Fungi, Ascomycota, Eurotiomycetes, Eurotiales, Aspergillaceae.